Messenger RNA from Erigeron canadensis, 1828 nucleotides. RefSeq lists its product as uncharacterized. Lineage: Eukaryota; Viridiplantae; Streptophyta; Magnoliopsida; Asterales; Asteraceae. The record is from RefSeq and is a predicted model, not a curated record. The transcript is spliced from 5 exons. The coding region runs from base 26 to 1507 and encodes 493 amino acids.
UUUACAAUCCCUAACAUUUUACAAGAUGAACAACGAAGAAUCAGGAUGGAUACUCGAAUUCCUUCUUCGCCAACCUUCAAUCGACGACACAACCUUAAACAACCUAAUCAAUGUUCUCCCAAUUCCAAAUAACAACAACAAUCAACGUUUCAAGAAAACCUUAAUCUUGCGAAAACUCGAAACCCAUCUCGAAAAAGGUACAAUCUUUGAACACACUAUUGAAUUGUUAGAACAGCUAGAGCAAUUAGACCACUUGUUAAACAAUACCCAUGUUUCAGAAUCCCUUAAAACUGCUUAUUCGACUGUCGUUUUACAUUGUACUGCUAAACUUAUCGAAAAACUUGUCGAAAAAACGGAUAAAAAUGGUAAGGAGAGUGAUGAGAAUAAAAAAGGGGUGUUUGAUAAUGUUGUGAAGAGUAUAUGGGUUAGUAGGAUAGAGGCGAAAAAUGUGGGAUUGUUUCGAGAUGAUUUGAUAGGGUUGGUUAGUGGGAUUGAGACGGGUGUGGUGGAUGUUCGGGUUUGGGAGAAGGCAUUGAAAAUGUAUGAAGGAGUUGAUGUGUUUGAGGUUGUUAGACGGUAUGUGAACGGCGAGAAAGAGAAGAUGGGACCUCCGUUUCUUGAAUUGGCGUGCGAGGUGAUUUUGACUGAUGAUGGGUUGCGAAAGGUUAUGGGCUUGGAUGACGGUGAUGGGGUUCAUACUCGGGUUGAUGAUGGUGCAGGAAAUGUUGCUGCUGCGGAUGGUGUUCAAGAUUUGGAUGGGAAAAGGAAGAGGAAUGAUGCAUUGAAGACUCGUGUUUUACCAAUACACAAGCAAGUUUCACCUAGACGACCCAGAGGAUCGGGACCUCAUAGAGGAGCUAAGAUAGUUGAUCCCUUGGAGACAUCUCACGACAAUUAUGAUAGCAUUCCUACCCCUGAAGUGAAUAAAGUACAGGAAGCCCUUGAGACCAGUUCUAAAGAACUGCAAGCAGUGGUAAAGGACCCUCUUCUUGAUGCAUUACGUCUCGCUGAGUCUUUCAAAUCUAGCAAGAGUGGAGAUAAUAUUGCUCAUGACCAUAUUGUAGAUAAUUCUACUAUGGUCACUGAUGAAGCUCCCAGUUCUUCACAUGAUAGGAAAGGUAAAGCUCUAGAAGCCAAUGGAGAUGACAAUUUAUGCGGGAAUCAAAACAAAAGGCGUAAGCUUAACUUAAUGGAACGAAAUGAAACUGCCCAUACCGUUGAGUGGAGUGACUCCAUUGAUACCUCUGAGGAAGAGUCACCAAAAAGACCUCACUUGCCAAGUCCCAAAAGGAGAGCAGUCUCACCUUUAAACAUUUACAAAAUGGGAAAACUUGCAAAGCAGCGGGAGAGAAAGAAAUGGACCCCUUUAGAGGAAGAUACUCUUCGGGCUGGAGUGAAAUUGCAUGGUAAAGGAAAUUGGAAGCUGAUCUUAAAUUCAUAUCGCGACAUCUUUGAAGAUAGAACCGAGGUUGAUUUGAAAGACAAGUGGAGAAAUCUGACACGCUGAUGACUGUAGUUACCCUUAUCAAAUUACUAACCGGGCCCUAACUUUGUAUUGUUAAACAUCUAUAUGUGAAGCAUGGAUCAACAACAUCCACUUGGAAAGAAGAUUGACGGUAAUGAAAUGUUAUUUUGUUAAUAUUGUAGUUAAACAAAUCGCUAGUUGUGGUGGUAAUUCUCGUUGCAACACCUGCUGGUUCGAAGCUGAUUCUUUGUUAUGUUUAUAGUGUAUGUCCUGUUUGUGGGUUUUUAUGACCAUGCUUCUGGAUGAUCCCACAUGUACUGUUUAACUCUUUGGUAGAAAUGCAAUUUUCAUAUGAUAUGAGAA